AUGACUCCAUUAUCAAGGAAAACCAUACAACAUUUCACCCAUUCUCAUUCAUUAAGAGAAGUUUCAGCCGACUCCGAGUUCCUUUGCGGUGGUUGCAAGACUCUAGGUUCCAGCUUCCGCUAUGGAUGUGAACUCUGUGAUUUUGAUCUCCAUGAUCACUGUGGAACCUGCCCUAUAGAACUGUCUUCUUUUCUGCACGAGCAUGGCCUCAAACUGGUCAUUAGAAAGCCAAAGGCUACGCGACAGAAUGAUCGUUUCUGUGACUUAUGUGGCGACCUCGUCGAAGGACUUUUCUAUAGGUGCAGCAUUUGUGAUUUCGAUGUGCACCCUCUUUGUACCCAAUUGCCAGAAGAUGUGCGGCAUGCGAUGCAUCCAUAUCAUCCUCUGAGGCUGCAACGAUCAGUGCCUGGCAGGUGCAUGGUCUGCAAUGAUACAUGCAAGUCUUGGCAUUAUAGAUGUGGGCUUUGCAGCUUUGAUCUUCACCUCGAGUGUGUCUUAUCACCUUGCAAGGGUGCAAUGCCGGCAACGUCAACGGCUCGAUCUUUGCCAAUGCCACCACCUUCGCCUGUUUUCAGUCAUUGUUAUGGUUAUGACUAUGGGGCCAAUCCAUUUCCACCACCUCCGAACUCUGCAUAUGCUUACGGGUUCCCUGUUGCACCACGCUAUUUUGGUCCUUAUGAUCAUGAUGGUUAUGGAAUCCUGUCUAGCUCGUUCCAAACCAACUUCCAUUGUCAGCAUGGUAAUAGCAGUCAAGGUCAAGGAGGUGCUGGAAAGGUUCGAAAGAAAAUGCAUGCAAUUGCUGGGAAACUGGCUCUUGGAGUGCUUUCAAACGUUGUGUUUGGAACCUAG
This is a messenger RNA of Hibiscus syriacus, 849 nucleotides long. Its product is annotated as diacylglycerol kinase theta-like. Lineage: Eukaryota; Viridiplantae; Streptophyta; Magnoliopsida; Malvales; Malvaceae. The record is from RefSeq and is a predicted model, not a curated record. The transcript has a single exon. Bases 1 to 849 code for a protein of 282 amino acids.